This is a messenger RNA of Harmonia axyridis, 1505 nucleotides long. Its product is annotated as putative nuclease HARBI1. The transcript has 4 exons. The coding region runs from base 135 to 1358 and encodes 407 amino acids. NCBI's taxonomy places the organism in Eukaryota, Metazoa, Arthropoda, Insecta, Coleoptera, Coccinellidae. The record is from RefSeq and is a predicted model, not a curated record.
AAGCGCCAUUUAAUCGACCAAUCGCGAUUUAGCACUAAUCGGCCAUUUUUGGAGGAUUAUAACCUUUCAAGCUGAGAUUAAUAAUUAUUUGGAACUCUUGUCUAUGUAAUUAUUUUUCCGGAAAUUUCGUUAAAAUGGCCUUUCGACGAGUAUAUGAUCUUGCCUUUGAAGAUGAUGAUAGUGAUGAAGAAUUUGUCGUUCGACGUCCUCGAUGGAUCCGAGAAAGAGAAGAUCAUUUCCAAAAUUUGGACAAUGCGGAUUUUGAGAAAAGAUUCCGUCUCUCAAAAAAAGCUGCACUCCAAAUACUGGGUUCAAUUGAGGAACAAAUUGAAUUUGCAAACGACAAGAAUAAUUCUGUUUCUCCAAUGAAUCAGUUACUAUGCACCUUACGAUACUAUGCUACUGGUUGUCACCAAAUGACAGUUGCAGACUUCACUGGAAUUAGUAAAUCGACAGCCCACAGAAUAAUUCAUCGAGUGAGUACUGCUAUUGCCUCUCUCCGUCCACUGCAUAUAACAUUCCCUGAAACUCAGGAGGAAAUUCGAAGAACACAGACUGAAUUUUUCGGAACUGCAAGCUUUCCAAGGGUUUUGGGUGCCAUCGAUUGCACUCAUGUUAAAAUUAAAACUCCAGGUGGUGAUAAUGCAGAGCUGUUUCGUUGCAGAAAGGGUUACUUUUCACUGAAUGUUCAGGCUAUAUGCAAUGCCAAACUUGAAUUCACAGACAUAGUUGCGAGGUGGCCUGGAAGUAGUCAUGAUUCCACCAUAUUCCGUAAUUGCUAUCGGAAAGCUAUGUUUGAUGAUGACAGAUAUGGAAAUGCUGUCCUAGUAGGAGAUAGUGGAUAUUCCUGUACCAAGUAUUUCAUGACUCCUUUUGAAAAUUGUUUGAACCCUGCGGAACAAUUAUACAACGAAUCUCAAAUCAGAACGAGAAACCCUGUGGAAAGAAUGUUUGGAGUUUGGAAAAGACGCUUUCCUGUAUUAUCGUUAGGUUUUAGAAUCGAUUUGGAUAAAGUAUUUCCUGUAAUAGUGGCAACGGCUGUACUUCAUAAUGUCCUACGAAGACGUGGGGAAGAUGUCCCACCUUUUGAUGCUGAGUUUGAAGCCAACCUACCAGCACCAUGGGAUGUUAAAAUAGCUCAGGGAGACAUGGGACAAAAUCCCAUAGCAGUCUUAGGUCAUCCAUUGAACGAGAGGAGAGAUUACCCUGAGCACCGAGAAAGACGUACUAUGGUUCAUCAAUACUUCACAAGGCUGGUAAUGCUAGAGCGACAGCGCAGGGAAAUUGGAAGGGUUGUAGUGGAAGAACAUGAAGAGAUUGCGGAAGAUCCACAUCUAGAAGUGAGGCAGGAUCAAUAGGACUUAAGACAUUGAAAACAGCUGACAAAGAAAAAAAAAUCACUCGCAGCCAGCAAAUUUUUUUCUAAUUUUUGGGUCAAUUUUAUCAAAAUAUGACUAUAUGUAUAGGCACAAUAUUUCCCAUUUAAAAUAGCCGUAAACUUUGUU